AUGGAGGAGGUCCAAGGUACCCCGUCAGUUGGCAACCUUCCAAGCCACGGCUUUUAGCGCACCGUGAUAGCUUCAAGCGCGUCAGAUUGAUUAUAGUGAGGAAAAUGCGCUGAGUCGUCGACCUCACUCUCCCUUCCCAUUCCCACACCCCAGCCACUGUCCGAGCCGGUCAGUAGACUGGAGUGGGGAAUGGGCGCGGUGGCUGACAUGGUCGACUGACCAUGCCUGCGCGCGCCACAGCACGACCUGGCCCCCCAUACACACAAACACCAGGAUUUCACACAACGGGGGUUGAACGGCGUGUCUCUCACAUGCGUGAGAGUGCCGUGGAAGGUGCUGCUUCAGCCCGUCUCCAGCCCACCAGUCCGACACUACACAACACACACACACAACGUGACGAACUGCGUGAACCGAUAACGGGCGUCAGUCAGCAACCUUCCUAUCCACGACACUUGACGUGUCGGGAUAGUCUGUACAUGUAAAAACGAAGUUUACUAAAUUACAACCAUUAUUGACGCUUUCGGGACUUGGCGCAGUUUUAAAGAGAUUGGGCAUUUCUAAACAACGUAACAUUGCCUUCAAUACUUCUUUAACGUUUCUAAUUCUUUUAAAGUUGUGCUUUAUUAACAGAGAUAUUUGGUCCACGCAUUGGUGUCGGUUUGCGAUUGAUUGGCAAUCUGCAGGCCGGAGAACGAUGACUCAAGCAACCCGCGACUCAAGCGGCUGUUACCUCCUGCAAUGAUCUCGGCAUCGAUGACGAUGGGUACGAGGGUGAAUACGAAGCGUCAGUCUAACGACACUCCUGCAGCAGCGAUCGAGUCUCUUUUCAGACUGAAAUGUCCAAAACCUGGCCAAUAGCAGCGUUUUGCCAUCUUGCCUCUGGCCUGCGUAUGCCAGAGAGUUUACGACGGGCGUCCAGGACAAGGUUGCUAUUUUAGUGAAUUAACAGCAGCAUACAAUGGCCAGCCGAACUAGGUGGUCAUUUCAGUGCUCACAGCCCGCGAACGGUUAUCAUCUGUCGCAACAUGAGGACGUGUCGUGCGUAGUAGUCGCACUUCGGUGAUCGCUUAGAUUGAAGGCCUCAUGAUCAGGUCGACGCAGUUAUUCGUGCUGAUUAUCACAGCGCCUACGACUGGUCACGUAAUUACAGAAGUUGAGUUCACUCAUCUGACCAGUGUAAAAAGGCGCCCCAGGCCAGAUGCACGAAGCAAUGUUUCCUAGACCUGUUGUUUCCACUUUUCUUAUCUCAACACCACCUUCGGUGUGCGAACUUUCCUGCGCUACACUGAAGGCUCUUAAAGAACAAAAAGUAAACCCUGACAAUACAAAUGCCUUAAGAUAUGAGCAUGAGAUAGUGCGAAAAAAUAUAACGCAAAACUUAGAAAUUAAAAAAUAUGAUACUCGGCAGUGUAUUUCAAGCAGAGGGAGCAUACACACGUUUCCCAUGUUGUAUCACAUGCGAUCGUUUAUACAGUGUUUCAGGAGUUAUUUAAAUCUUUUGUUUUUGCACCUUCUCUUGGCAACUACAAUAUUGUUUGGGAAUCACUGACCGAGAUUGUGAUUGCUGGAAGACGGUCAUGAAACUUGCCAACAAAGUGCCGCUGUGUAUGAAUAAACCCUGUCCUACUCCAUGUCCUUCGGCAUCGCAAUCUUGCUAAGUAAACACUCCCAUAUGGCAGCACGUCUGUUUAAAUGUAUGAUUUAUCGUCAUUCUUAUCCCGCUCACGGCGAUAAGAAAGUAGGAUCGAGAUUUAAGGGCAAGUGUUGCAUCGCGUCUAACAGUCGUUUAAUUGCCUGGCCUAGUGAACUGACGUCGACGCGUAAUGACGCCGAACCUGGAACGUGUUGGCUGUGAGACGGACAGGAGACAAUGACACCACAGAAGAGCGUUCUAAAUGCCCUUUAAGGCGUGGACCGCGUGAAAUCGGUGGGUGGGUGAUUGAGUUGUAGAGACGUGGCGCUGGACCACUACCGACUCCAGUGUGGGAUUGAUCCACAGGCUGAUAGGAUAUUUAAAGUCCCGCUGAAAUGCGGAGGAUUCGGAGAGAAGAUGGACAACGUGAAACAACGUGAUGUCGAGUGCAACAACGGAACGCUUUAAAAAUAUUUCAAUCUGGUGACUUAAUCUGAAAAGUGUGGCUCAUAAGCCCUGUCGGGAAAUAAGGCAACGAGUCUCACGUGCGUCGGUGGAUGUGAAAGACGACGAGGUGGUGACGUCACUGGCACAGCCAGUCGUGGGCACUGGGGCAACACCAACCCUGGACUGGGCCGGUCGUUCAUCUGUCGUUGUAGCUGUAGCAGGAGUGGGGACAGCGGCUGCCGGUGUAGGCGUGUUGGCAGACUGGGCGUUGCCACCGCUACGACCGCGGAUUCCUAGGGGAUUAGGCCUCGAAGAAACAGCCACUGAGGGGCCUACGAGACGUGAGACGGGACGGGAAGUCUCAGGCGGAGCGGGCGCUAAAGCAACAGCGGCAGCACGCUGAUUGGCGGAUGACUGUGGGGCCGGAACACGGGCAGGGGGACCAACUCGGUGCUCUUGAGGGGCGUUGGCGACGGUGGGGCGAUGGAGAGACGGCGGCUGAGCAGAUAGAGUUUGAUCGGCAAGAUUUCCCCGGGGCUGAGUUGUGGUAUCCUGUUGGGUCUCGGGUAAUCGAAGCGAAGGGUUUAACUGGAAAAUGGCCGAUAACUCGAUCUCUUUUCCUUUUGCUAGGGACUAGUAGAGCUAUUACCACCACCACCACCACCACCACCACCACCACCACCACCACCACCACCACCACCACCACUACUACUACUACUACUACUGCUGCUGCUGCUGUUGCUGCUGCUGCUGCUGCUGCUGCUGCUGCUGCUGCUGCUGCUGCUACUACUACUAAUUCCACACUAACAGCACAGGUAGUAGCCAAAGCCCAUACACACGCGUUUUGCCAAUAUUCUGUCGUUGCAUGACACAGCUGCGAGGGGUUCGGCUCGUCAGCGGUUCUCCCAGCAUUUCCUGUCUGCUUUCUGGUAGAUACUCCUGCUCAAUAACCGUCAUCUGAAAUCAUAUUCGAGGUUAUCAGAAGUCAGCGUUCACGACCUGUUGUUCACAGAUGACUGUGCGGUAGAAACCACAGCGGAAGAGAGCAUGCAGCGAAAUGUGAAUAAUUUUACCUACGGCUGAUCCAAUUCCGGCCUGACCAUGAAGAAGACAGCGGCCCCACACUAACUGGCAAUAAAUGCUUACUACACCGAUCCCAGUAUCGGCGUCAGCGGAGCUCACGUUCUUCGGGAGCACGAUUUAGAUAAAUGCUAAAAUCGACGACGGAAUCGCAAGUCAGGACUCCAAAACCAGCCGGGUAUUCGACCGGCCGAAUCACUCUGUCUGGAAAUGCCGCGGCAACCUAUUCAACAAAAAACGUUCGCACACUCCAGCAUCCAAAUACCAAGAGUCCGUCCCCGAUUGUGUAGUCUGGCUCGCAUAUUAUUCACCCGCACCACUGGACCCCGGUGGUGGAACGCGUCUGUACCCGCGGACGCUGUAGCAUGGGUUGUAAUACUGUAGUCGGGAAUAUUUCAUGAGGUUUCUUGGGGAGUUCGGAUACAGGCGGGUCCCCAACAGCCGCUUAGAUUGUUUGUUCGAGGUUGUCUCUUCAAGCUCGUUGACUUAAAAGCCUAACCACAAGGCAGCAGCGGCGAGCAAACUUAUUUAGUGGUGGUUCACGGUCGCCAUGUCACAGUGCCGUCAUCGGGCUUUGAGGCUUUCAGCGUGCCAGACCUCAGCCAUCUGCACCCCCGUAGCACUGUCGCUGCUGGUCCGCGACUGCUUAUUCGUCCGACCUGGAUCUGCAUAUCGCGCAGCCAACCUUCACUGAAGUCCGUCCCAUUAUCCGCCACCCGUGGACGCACCGGGUAACCGGCAGCUAGGGUAACGGGCAACCCGCAUUCCCUCUGUGUAUAAACACGCUUAAUAAGGCAUACCCCCUUUUCACUAGUGUGCCGAAAAUGAGGAUUCCGGUCAGUCAUUUUAGAAUGAUGCACAUAUGAAAAGGCAUACAACAUUUCAAAUAUUUCCAUGGACAUUAACACACUCUUACCACUAUGUUCACCUUAUCUAGAAGCUUUUUUUUUGGGGGGGGGGGGCGUUUUAAAGACUGUGGAAUAAUCAGUUUAAGUUUAAAUGACGGGCUAAUCGCAAACACAGGAACUCAGGGUAUCCGUGGAGAGAGUGUUUGUUUCCACACUCCUGGUAAUCCUAUUUUCUUUCCAAUUCUACCCUCACUCCACUCCUUAAAAGUCCUAUAGAGAUGGCGGCAAGCAGUCUCGUAGACUGUUCAGGCUAAUUCGGGUAGUCUUCUCAUUAAUCAAAACCGCGAUAAAUAGUGGAAUUCAACAGCCGCCUGGGAUGACUCAACAGCCCCAUCUACGGAUUCACUGCCUGCUCACUUCUAGAGAGGGGUAGAGAACGUGCCCAGAAGAUGCUGCGAAAUUACGCUGUCCGCAAGCUGACCUUGACUUUUUGACGUAAGACUCCCCAUCGAAACACAAUGCAAAACCAAACGUCCCCUUCCGCCAUCUAAGCCGCUCUAAUUACCGCGCCCAUUAUGGAUGCCUGAAAUGUUCGUUGUCUUCUCAGUGACCAACCGACCUGAAAGAAGAAGAAUGACAAUCGCCCAAGAACUGGUGUGCUGCAAGUAGGGCCUCGUGGUUCUCAACGAUAUCCAGUUCUCCGAACAGGGUCCCCUGGAGGAGGAAGGUGCAGGCCAAACGUUCUUCUGGUGCGGACGCCCAAAUGCUGAGCGAGAAGGAUAUCGUAGGACUACUACCCCUGUCGGCCUCAACGACCGCCUCAUGAGUUUGCGCCUACCUCUUUGGUGAAGAAAAUUUGCCACCGUCGUCAGUCCCUAGGGCCUCGCAUUGACCAGUCCAGACGACGUAAAGGACAAGUUCUACGAAGACCAACACGCACUACCGGCAAAUCCGCUGAACGCAGACAAACUGAAUAACUUUGCUGAAUUCAGCAUCAGCCAAAGAACAGACCAUUCUGUCUGGGAGUGAGUAUUGGGUCCUCACGGCAUCGGCACAAUGAACACAACAUCAAUGUCAAUGAAACUUAAUCCACAACACUGAACAAAUUCGCUUUAGCUAGGAAGUAGCACUUCAAAAAAUGUGAAUAUCAACGAAGAAAUCGCUCACUAGAACUCCAAAUUCAACCAAGCCUUCGGCCAGCUGCAUAGCUCCGUCUGGAAUCGCCGCAGACUUCAUCCCAAUACAAAACUCAGGAUGUAUAAGUCCUGGCAAAACUACUGCAUGGAGACCGACCUGGACAGUCUACGCAGACAAAACAAAGGGAAGCUCAAUCAUUUCCACCUCAGUUGCCCCCCGGAAAAUAUCAAAGCUGAGGCGACAAAACAGAAUUCCCGACAGAAAGUGUUGAUGCGGACCGCAGUCCUCAGGAUCCACGCCGUGCUCAGCCGAACCCAACGACGAUGAAGUUCCAACGUCGCGAGGCUGAACGACGAGCGCCUGUCCAAGCGACUAUUCUAUUAGCAACAUAGCUAUUGAUGCUCGUGAAUAAGGCAAACCAAGGCGUCACUAUAAGGGACCAUUGAAGACCUCCCGAAAGCAUCUUCAAUUCAACCCUGAGACCCGAGUGGACCUCGCCCAUGAUCGGAAGAUCUGGAGAGGAGCAGUGAAGACUGGAGCAGCAAUCAUCGAAGCCAACCAGACAGCCACCGUCAAUGCAAAAAUAGCGGUUUGCAAGCCUCAAGCAUCGUGGGCCAACGACUCAAGCACCUAUCCACUUCCAUGCGCUCACAAAGCUAACAGACAUUCUGCACUCCGUCUGGAAUCGUCCCGGCAUUCUAUUCAACACAAAACUCAUAACUGCAGAGCUGUUGUCUGACAACGUCAUCGUAUGGAGAGGAGACCAGGACUGUUUAUGAAAGUAAAGGAAGAAAAUUAAACCAUUUCGCCUCCAGUUACACCCCAAGAAUCCUGAGGUCAAAGUGACAGAAAUAGGAUCCCCCGACACUGACAUCGUGGAAACAACCACGUCCCGGUAUCCAUGUCAUGUUGUGACUGAUUGAGUUGUGAUGAAGUGGUUACCCCGUGAGAGUGAGUGACGAGCAUUUGCCAAACGUUUAUUUCACGGCGACAUAUCUGUUAGUAAUCGUAGAAGAGGCAGAUAGGAGCGUUGCUACAAGGACACAUUGAUGACCUACCUCAAACACUGACAAAUCAACCCAGAGAUCUGAGAAGACCUUGUUAAAUAUCAGCAUUCGUGGUGCACUGCCGCAGAAACUGCAGCAGUAAUCUUCGAAGCCGGUCGAAUUGCUGCUGUCAAAACAGAGAGAGAUAGAUAGAGAGAGGGAGGGAAGGAGGGAGGGAGGGAGAGGGAAGACCCAGGUGCUACGGACCACGAAGGCAAGCACUCAACGCCUGACUUCGUGUUCACACUGUCAAGGCACAUUUCGAGCACGGAUCGACCUCGUCGGACACCUGUAAACCCACUGCAAUUUCAAAUCGAUCAGUUCACCAUGCAGGUAGCAACACAACCAUUAAUACAUCUACCACAAUCCUCACCAAUGCGAAGUCGCAUAUCAUUCUCCCAAACAUUAUCACUACUCACCCUACAGCCAGAAAUGUGGACUUCAUCUCGUCAUUUCCCGCAUUUCGAUCGCUCCUUCACAUCAGGCAUUGACCUGGUCAGUCACUUGCGAAUCCAUCGUAGCGAGACCGGCGAAACACUGCCAGGAGCCCCAAUACACGCCCAUUUCCUUCACUGCCCGAGGACAAUCGAUCAUUGCAUGGGUCUAUUCGGUCGUAUGCUCCUCCAUGCAAAUCUGCUAUUAGACCGCACUCCGGACCACAUCAGCACACUUUUACCCUAUCUUGCAACACACACGCGCAUAGACACCCACAAAUAUCUGGAUUACAUAUGAGCCUCAUCCACACCACGCACUGCAGACCAUAGCAAUCAUAACUCUGUUGGACAGCAAAUGAGUGACCCGCUUUGCCAUCACCGAUGUGGCCGACAUAACGCCCCAUGUCAGGACUUGCACACCUCACAUAUGUGUGAAGUAGGCUCUUUAAUGUAGCCUAGUAAAUGAAGUGUCGGUCACGUAGUAUAUAGACUGGCUGUCGUAGCUCCGUCAGUCACUGUGCCCGAUCCUGUCACCAUCUGUUUGACUGGUUCGGGCAGUCGGCUAGUGCAUAGGAGAGAGAGAGAGAGAGAGAGACAGAGACAGAGAGAUAUCGACACUGGGGAAUCCAUUCCAAUGGCAGAUCAUCGCAUUCCUCACUAUAAUCAGCCUGACUUCAUUGAAGCUAUCACAACAGGCUAAAUAUCGUGGCUUGGAAGUUUGCCGUCUGACGUUAUAACUCGGUCCGGGCAGUCAGUAAUGUGUGUGCUCUCCCGCCAAAAAAAACGGGCCACGUGGUAGAUGCUCUGGGCCAACACAGGGACCAUAUUGGAUUCUGACAGGGGCUAUCGGAAUGCGCACCAUAACAAAUGCAACAUUUCGGGAUGCGGUGGCAGAUCCAGUUGCCAGCAUUGGUCGCGAACAUUGGGACCUCUGCGGCCCUCCCCAUUUUUGUCGUCGGUUAAAAUUCUGGUCUUUUGCAGUGUGGUCCAAGGGGUGCGGAGUGGAGCGCCAAGGUGCGGACUCGACCGUGCUAUGCACCUGCGUCCUCCCUCGCCUCCGGACUUCAUGACUCUGUCUUGACACCGGGCCCAGGUGAGGAGGCGGAGGCGGCGGCGGAGGAGGAGGAGGAGGAGGAGGAGGAGGAGGAGGAGGAGGAGAGCGUACGGUAGGUGCUGUGCAAGUCUACUAUCACUAUAAAAAAUGCACGCACAAGUCACUGUUCCUGCUCUCAUCUUGCUGUGGAGCACACGAUGGGCAUCGUCGGACACGACGAUCGGACUCACUGGGUGACUGGCUGGCAGACUGCAAGUCAGAAUCAAUGGUUCCUUCUUAAUGUGACCUUUCUACCACCUCCACACACCCGAGAUCCGAACCGUCAUCUGUGAAAGCUCAGUACAUGCUGUGGAGACCAGGUCGUGUGUUGGCACGCCUAUCCAGAUUCUUUAACUUUAUCAGUCACUGCGUCGUCGCUCGCGAACUGUCCUGUUUAAUAAAGGUCGGUCACUUGGAUUUGGAAGAGUAAUACGUUUGCGUUAUGUGCAGGGACGUUCGCGGAGGGGAUCCUAUAGUUCACGACCGUAUCCACUGUGGCCAGGACACGGAAAUUUUUAUUAUGCAAAAGUGUGAGAGAGUUGUGCAACCAGAUUCUUGAAAAGUCAACUGUUCUGGCACUGGCGCUACAGUAGUAGUAGUAUUAGUAGUAGUAGUAGUUAUAGUAGUAGUAGUAGUAGUAGUAGUAGUAGUAGUAGUAGUAGUAGUAGUAGUAGUAGUAGUAAUAUGGCUGAAGGAGGGCAAGAUCUUAAAAACGUUGGGGGUGAGGAAUCUGAGUCGCGGAACUGGUCAUGAUCUAGGCAAGACGGUUUGCAAAGUACCUUUGCCAGUCCGCUGAGAAUAGCGCUCAUUCGAAACUGUUCUGAAGGCAAAGUCAGGUUGAGAAUCCAUGUUUAAAAAAGUUAAGUUUUGGAAAGUUUCCUUUUUUCCGAAUAAUUUUGAGCCAGAUCAGUCGUUGCAUUAGCGUUUAGCGACUUCAGUCGUCAAUAUGUUUACUUUCUGCGUAGAGAAAAUCAUAUAUUCUUCUAUGCCUCUAAGAAGAUAUCAAGUAGCGUUAAUAAAAAUUUGCAGUGGAUGCAGACUGCGAUGUAUACAUCAUGAGCAACAUUAAUAGUCGGAGAGGUAAGAUGCUGUAUGAAUGGACUUUGCACAAUCUUAAAGAAUUUCGUGAUGGAAAACUUUUAAAACCCAAAUAUACCCUCUCUUCGAGUACAAAAUGCAAAUAAGACGUUGUUUUCUACCAACUGAGCAAAAGAAAGCAUACCUUGUGCAUUUUUUACAAAAUAUGUUUGAAUUUAUAAGGUUAUCGAAAGUCAAUGUGAACAGUGCACACUACUUUAGUGGUCAUUUUUGUCAAGCGCAAUUUUUACAGGAUGACGAAAAGUGGCACAUUCAAAAACUAACAUCCUGGCGAGUCCGCCUGAUGAUUAAUAUUACAAACCCACCUAUGUCAUCCUUCCUAAUCGGUGGGAACACCGUGGACGUCACCGUUUGCGACGUUCAACGUGAGUACAUCAGUGGGAUGCCCAGUCGUUUUUCGGCCUCAGUCAAGAGCCAAUUGGUGGUGUCUAAACUGGAGGUCAUGGUGCUUGCUGAAGUCGCUGUGGAAAGCUACUGUCUCUCAGAUAUCUUGUGAACCUUCCGGAACUUCCUUUUUGUCGCAUGUCAGUUUUGAGUAUGCUCGCUGGGCGCAGGAUUAGCAGGAGGAGGAAGAGGGAGGGUGGUCUGGAUUAUAGUAUAGGCUUACACUUAAGAGAAAAAUUCGCUUUAUUUUGAAGUCACAAAUUCAAAAUUUUCAGCAAAAAAUUGGCAUAAUUCACUAUGGACAGUAGACAAGUUAAUAGAUUAUUCCGGAGUCAAAAGUUUAACACAAAUCAACGAUUAUUAUGGGGACAGUCCAAGUCUCCUCUUCUGUAUUUCUAUCCCUUCACACGUUAGAUAGCGUGCCCGGAAUGACAACACAGAAUCUCGAAGUGCCGAUAUGAAAGAUUUGAUGACAAAGUGACGCCAAGGUACCAGAAAGAGGAUACCUCGAUAGGAAGGACUAGGAGAGGGCCGUUGUCGGAAAAUACACUGAACCGACUUUUGAUUGUUCAUUAGGAGACCAUUUUCCGCCGACCAUUCUAGGACAUGGCUAAGGCCAUCCUUUAGAGACAGGAGGUGUGUCUGGUUUUUGAGAAGGUGUCCAACAACCACAACAUCAGCAUACUUAACCAAAAGACCGUCGCUAGGGGAUCUUAGAUCCUCGGUGUGGAGGAAGAAAAGGUGAGGGAACAGAAUGGAACCUUGAAGAACUCCGCAGUCCUUGGAAAAGACCGCCUGCCAGAUUGGACAAUUUGAGUGCGGGAAGUAAAAUAAUCGCUAGCUUCACGUAUUAAAUGAGCGUCAUGAAUUUUGCGUGAUAAAGGUGUCAGAAGUAAAAUUAGUCACCCCGUUUGGCAGACUAACGGCGACAAGUCGUGCUUAUCCCUCAAUUUCGGGAAGGUCAAUGAGAGACUAUCCUUUUACAGACUGUUGCACCUUCUAUGAGACAGUCCCGACUGUCUCUAAUGAGGGGUUGGAGCGAGAAUCCGAAACACCAGGCCAAUAAAGAUUUAUAAGUUAUCCCUUCAACUGGUUGCCUUCCAAACCAGUGCUCUUAUAGCACCGUGCUAGAUUCAAGCCCGUCAAAUUAUUUGAAGUGAAGGAUAUGCACUGAGAUCGUCGACCUCACCCUCUCUUCCUAAUCCCAGGUAGCAGUUCACUGUCAGAGCCGGUCAGAUGACUGAUGCGGGGAGUGGACGCAGUGACUGAAAGGGCUAGAGAGCUGGUCUGCGCGCGCCACCUGCACGACCUUGCCUCCAAAUGCACAUACCAGGACUACUCACAGAAGGGUGUCGGGGGUUCGGAUCUCACAUGUGUGAGAGCGCCAUUAAGAAGGAUCCAUCGCAGUCCGGCUCCCAGUCGAACAGUAGACAACCAAGUGCACAGACACACACUGGGCUGACUGAGUGGUCUGGGUGGAAUCUUCAGGCGAUAGCCUUCCAAGCCACGGCUUUUAGCGCACCGUGAUUGUCCCAAGAGCGUCGGAUUGUAUAUAGUGAGAAAUUUUGUGCAAAGUGUCAGCCUCACUCGUUCUUCCCUUUCCCAUGCACCAAUCGACCGUCCCAGCCGGUCAGCCAACUGAUGCCCGGGAUUGGGAAGGAUGACUGUGCGAUCUAAGAAUAUCCCGUCUGCGCGUGCCACACACACCCCAGACAUCAUACGUAAAAAUCAGGAUUUCGCGGAAGGAGUAAACUGCUCAGAUCUCAAAUGUAACGGAUAACCACAUGGGGUAGGAGCCGAAUAUCACACUUCCCACUUAAUUGAGAAGUGCCCAUGACACCUUUAUUGUCUGCACAAAGCGUACUGUCGAUUUCUGUGCAUUCGUCAAAAAGCAAAAUCUUCUCCGAUUUUCAUGUUAUCCCAUAGAGCCAAGCAUUCAGACCGCAGGACUCACUCCCAACAACAAAUAUAUCACAUCGUUUCACUGGCACCGGCGGCGUCUCUAACUCCAAUGCGGGGCAUUCCAUUUAGCAGCUGCUGAACCUGAAUCCGUUCAGACUGCUUCCUGUUACCUCUUGCAUAACUUCGCUGUCUCCCAUAAUCCCGCUCAUAUACCAGUAUCCCAUGUCCGACGCCCACCCAAACUUUGGCCAACCAUGGUGACGGAUUUCAUUCGACAUCAACACCGAUAGCAGUGUUGGCAUGACUACUACUACUACUACUACUACUACUACUACUACUACUACUACUACUACUACUACUACUACUACUACUACUACUAAUACUACUACUACCACCACCACCAUUACUACUACUACUACUACUACUACUACUACUACUACUACUACUACUACUACUACUACUACUACCACCACUACCACCACCAUCACUACUACUACUACCACUACUACCAUCACCGUCACUAGCGCAACUACUAUUAAUGAUAUUGCUAAUGGCACCGCUACCAUUUAGGUUGCUAUUAUUACUGUCAUUAUUCCAAAAAUGGAUACCAGCACUGUCGCCAUCAUCAGUGUCAUUAGCUGAGAGUUUGGUAAGUGGUCAGGGCCGGGCGCACUGCGAACCACGUCGAUAUCUUGAUUUAAGCGGGGUCUCCUAAAGUUAAUCGAAGUCUGAAAGUUAGCGAAGUUAGUCGGAGAGGGAAGUAUACAGGAAAAUGUCCUGUACGUGGGUAUGCCUUACACCAUCUGCCCAAUAUUAAGGUUUCCUUUUUCAUCUAUUCAGUUCGAACUGUCGUUACUGUCUAUCUCCUAGUUACUGGACACAUUACCUUCCCCUGCUGAAUGCAAAACUUUGCAUGAGGCUUUGAGGUUUAUGCAAGAUUUUUGGUUGUGCUGACUGAAUGCAUGGUGGCACAAAUUUCAGAUGUUUUCGCUAUGUGACGCCCAGUUGAAACUUGCCGCAUAUCGAUCCGAAUUGUUUAUGCGUCUGCCAGCUGUCGGCGGGCGAGGUCUGAGGCUCUGCUGGUCGAAUUUUGACCUUUUUAACCAUCGCAAUGAAUGUUACCAGUAAAUGAAUGGUAAACGUUGGGGAGUUCUACGAAGAUUUACGAAAUAGGACUUAGGGCAGAGACGAAAUGAGAAAUGGAACAACUAAUUUUGGGGAACGAGAAAGGCCUGUUGGAGACAAACUUGCUGGUGUUGCAGCAGACGCCCUAAGCUCAGUUACUAGCAAGAUUUCUAAGCUAUAGCAUGGCGGAUCCAAAGCCAGGGCUUGAAUGAAUAGUGUAAAACUUUUUUGAGUGGACACAUGCACACUGCUCGAAACUUUAUCAAAGGUGGACCUACUUUACUUUACACGUCCCAUCGCGUUUCACUGUUUCUGUCUACGUAAGCACCAGUAGGAAAUAGGAGGUUAGGAGAUGAAACGAACCUCAUGAAAAGCGUGUGCAGCCUGUCACCUAUGCUGACCUAUAUCAUUCGGCUGACCGUAACGCUACAUCACCCGGUUGCUAUGAAAGGGGUAUCCAAAUCCGUUCGUUCUAAGCCAUCUUUGCUAACUUCAAUUCACCCACUCGUCGACAAGAGCUCGAUUGUGUAAGUGACGGGCGAGGCCAAUAAAACAAAAAGUUGGAGUUAAGUACGCCCCAUCUGAUUAUCAGUCGGUCGGCAGGCUCGGACAGGCCACCAGCAAAUGGAGGAAGGAGAAAAGAGUGAAGUCGACCCAACUCAGAUCAAGAGCUAAACUUUGUCGUUACAGACAACCAAACACACUUCGCAUCUAUUAGGAUGCGCUAUCAGUCUUGGCUAGAUCGCAGUUGGUAGCCAGGCCCCGUAUAACAGGUGGCUGGGGGGAGGGUUGUUUACUGGUGCUAUUUUGUGGUGUUACAUAAUCACAUCUGACCCAUGUGGCUUGUGUUUUACGUCUGAGGUUAGGAUUAGGGUACCGGUUAAUGGUUUCCGAUUUUCGGGUUAGGGUUAUGCCUUUAGGCUUAGGUUUUCGGGUUACGGUUAGGGUUUGAGUGUACGAUUAAGUAUACGAUUACUAGGCAUGCAGAGUUGAAAGUCAUAUCUUGUCCGUCCGAUGUAAUUAGUUAGAAACUUUCAAAGAUCGAAUUACUUGAGAAGAAGGAGAUCCGAUCGCUGAAACAAGAACUUUAUCAACCUGAAGCUUCAGAUUCUCACUCGAACCCAUUACCGGAGACAAACUCAGAUAGGGGCAGUGGGUCGCGCAGGUGUUGUGGUAUUUAUAGGAUGUGGUUGCUAUGCCAUUGCAUGCCUAUAGAAACUGACAGUUUUUUAAUACAUGGCAGAACGUUGAAGGAAUUGCGAUAAUGACUUAAUGGGUCAGGUGCUGUAGUAUGCAAGUGCUAUACGUCUACAUGCCUGUCAAAAUCAUCGGCUCCCGUGUUCAUCGUAGGUCGCUGCACGUGGUGUGAUAUUGUCCUAAUUACGGGCAGUCAAGUCGCUAAUUAUCAGAAUUCAAUCACGCUUGGAGGUGCGUGGGGGGGGGAGGUCACUGAGCUUGUUACUCAGCUGAGGACCGGAAAACCAUGACUCGAGCAGUCCAGGGCUUAUGUGACUGUCCCCUCUCUCAAGAAUUUCGCCCUCAUCGAACUUGAAUGUGUGAUCAGGUCCCGUUGAAUGAGCCGCGCCUUGGGGCUGACAUCGUUACUCCUCACGGCCGUUGCGUGCUCAGCCACCCGCGUCCGGAGCAGUAUUCCAGUUUCUCCGACAUACAGUAGACGUACUAUCUCGUGAAAUGUUAGGCGAAAUUCUGAGAUGCGUUUUCGACUCGAAAAUAUUACUUAAGCAGAGUUUGAAUAUUAACUGCCGUGCAGCAUAAUCCAAAAAGCAUUUUAUUACAGCCAUGAUGACGGCUUUGAAAAGAAUUUCUUUCCGUCUGCCCGCAAGAACUGCACUGUGAAAAAAUGACUACUUAAUUAGUACGAAUUUUUCCCAAUGACUUCCGAUGUCCUUAUGCAUUCAAAUAUAUUUCAUAGGGAACAUUCAUAAAAAGCAUUUGUUCUUUUAUUCACUUGGCAGAAAAUUGCAUCCUUUUCAAAUUUUGCCCUUGAAGGGAAAGCAUAAUACGGUUUUAGAGGACUUUUUCAAUGCCCGAAUAAUGUUGAAUCUGACCUGCUGUUACACUUGAAUUCAGGGCUUCCAAACUACGAGCUAUACAUUUUGCGUAUACGGAAAAUCAUGCCUCUCUGCACGUAAUUAAGAAAACGCCGUAUGACGUUCACAAAAUUUUGCAGUACAUUCGAACUAUAGAGUAAACUUUACAAGCACAAUUAGUAAAUGUUGAAACACGAUGUUUGAUGAACGGACAUUUCACUGUCUCGAAAAUCCUAUAAUAGAAGACUGUUUGAAACCGAAUUAUUCUCUUCAUUCUGGUACAGAAUUCUAAGAAGACGUAAUUUGCCACCAAGUGAGGAAAAGAAUGAAUGUUUCUGUACAUGUUUUUAUGAAAUAUUUUUGAAUGUAUAAGGGCACCGAAAUUCGACGAAAAUACAUGCUACUUAAGAAGUUAUUUUUUGGAGAAUGUGAAUUUUUCAGGUGCUCGGAAGGAUGUUCAUUCAAAAGCCGGCAUCCUGUUGUGACAGAAAUAUCUUGAGAUUAUGCUGCCUGGUAACUAAUAUUACAAACCUACUUAAAUAAUAUUUUCGAGUCGAAAACGCAUUUCAGAAUUUUGGCUAACACUUCAUGAGAUGACACGUCUGCUGUAAUUUCUCUUCCCGCGGUUGCAUCAGACCCGCUAAACGAUUUCAGAAAUUUCUCGCCGUGGCAGUGGUCUUUCGGCUUCCUGAUUUGAUGUUUGAUGGUUGCCUCCAGUCUGCGUGCAACUCAAAUUCCAAGUGGUGUUAGGAGGCGACUAACGGCCUCCGAGACCUUCUUCACGAAUGAGACAGCUCGUCAAACUUUAAGGCCGAUUAGAUUGGGUUUCCUGUUCCGUCUGCGAGUGUAACCAUUGACCGUAGGGAUCCGUUGAAGAUAUUGUAAUUCAACGACCUUGUCUUCCGGUUUGCCGCAAUGAGUUCCGCAUGCUGAUAUAACACCCUUACGUAACCGCGUUUAUGACUGAUUGGGGGAUUGCUGUUAUGGCUCAGUACUUGCGUUGUAUUUUUCGCUUUCCUGAGUAAUUUGGUUUUUAGGUUACCACAGACUUUGUGGCAGAUUAACGGGACAAUUAGUACCGUAGGUUCUAGACUGUGAAUCCUCGAGGAAUCUCACAAGCGUUUGGUGAUCACCAUAGUGGCAAACUCGGAGACCCUCCAAUCGAAGCUGCGGUCGCAUUCAAACGAAUACAUAACUACGACAGACCAGUUCGAAAAUUCAAGAGUGGAGCCAUAAUCCAAAGACAAUCUUUGUUUCUUCAACGUAUGCUCAGAAUUUCUACCUUCACUGAGUUGCGUUGUCCACUUACUCGAUGAAGAAUGCUCAGUAGACAUCAAAGUAUCGCAAGGAAAACUGACAUGUUUUCAAAUAUGCGGACGCCAUGCUUCUUCCCAGGUUUGUCAACGGCACGCAAAUUAGGAGAAGUAACUCCUGAAAUAUGAUAACCAAAAUCUAGGUGAUCGAGCCGGGGUACCUCAAACGUUGAGCAUCUUCCUUAUUGACUGAAUGAGUUCCGGGAAAAAGUCCCUUCUCAUGGACAGGAUGUUUCCAAGUUAUUUUAUUGAUAAACAAAACCACAGUUUUGGAAGCAGGUAGACGAUGACAACUAUUCAGACAAGAAAGGCUUACCAAAACUGUCGAUGCCAACUUGAAACUUGAUUUUUCCGUCUGCGUAAAGCGGAUGAGGUACGAUGUGAAGACCCGUGCUCUAAAAACGGCAAUAAGACCUACAAGUAAGCUUUCGUCUUUACAUUCCCGUGAGUCUAACGGAUAUACACAUGUCCUACAAGUGACCGUAGAGUGCUCACAUUCAAGAAAUUCCUUUUACUUCUAAAUAUAAAGCAAGAUAGUUUUGUGCGAUCAUGUUUCCGAUAAGAUGUGAUUUAGAAACAAAACGGACACAACAUUAACCUUCUGCGAACUACUUCAGUAUUUGUUUGGAAAGUGUAAUGAAUCCUUGAUCGCAAAAUGGAGUCAAAGAUUAAACGAAGACCACAAAAAUACCUUCAAAAUGAAGAGGGCAUGAUCUUUUUCGUUUUCUUCAGAAAGGUGCCUGAACAGAAAAGUGAUUUAAUUAUUUCCUUGGCGCACCUUCGAGGAGUGAUGAAGGACGUCGACAUCAAUUAUCAACAAACACAAUAAAAGAAUUUUUAAACGGAUUAAUUAUUUGACCAUGUUUUUUUAAUCGACCAGGAACAUAUUCACUAUAGCAUUUCGACUUGGGACUCCAUUUUCUUCUGCGAGUGGGCUUCCUGUUUGGGGAAACCUACACAUAUGAUUGAGAUCUUCAUUUACAAUCGGAAUAACGUCCAGCAAUCAUUAUUUAUUUAAAAGAUUUCAAGAACUGCGUUAUUUUUAAGGUUUAGGUGAGCUCAAGAUACAGAAGUAGUCAUUGCUGACAACCAAUCGAGAACAUUAAAAACGACAGCAUAGUCACUGACAUUUCAAGGACGCCAGGAAACUCAUCGGACUCUACAGUCUCCAGAAAGCCCAAAGUAAUUUUACAGUAGAAGAAUAUCUCUGAUACAAAAAAGUGGUUCGCUUAUGGUUGCACCUACUAGUUAUAUUCCUCUUUCUUAGUCACUGAUCAGUCACCCGACAGGUGAACUUUGGAAACUUUUAAUCUUCUAACGUCUUUAUUAGGGAAAUAAACCUAGAGCCUCCUCGCCGCGGUCCAGCGCACCUCGAAGAGGGCAAAAAAAGAAAAACUGCAUCAAGUUAUAAUGACACCGUUUUGAUCUACACAACGAAACUCCAAGCAGCCGGCUAUACCGGCGACGGCGAAGCGGAUCGUAGGCUUGGUGCCGUUAAGCGAUAUGAUUGUUACGGUCUGUGGCGUGUGGUGUAGAGGGCGGUUAAUACGUGGCUUAGGGAUGCGUGUGUGGGCAGGCAGGAUCAGGUGAGAUAAUUGGGUCAAGAGAUUGGCAUGGAGAUGCAUACAGUUAGAUGGACACAUGAGAUGACUGAAAACCCUGGAGCAGUGUGAGCAGGGGAGACGGGGUGGGUGUAUGUCUGGGCCGCUGGUACUGGUUCUCCGGCCACAUUGCGAUGGAUUCGCAAGUGACCGUCGAUCCUGUCCCUCGACUCAAAUAUAUGGUGGCAGUAAGAACAGGAUGGGACUAUGGCUACUGGGCUAGUGGUGCUGGCGACACUUUUGGUGGCGGUGGCGCUAGUAGAUUUAUUGUGCCAGGGCUAGAGGGGUUUUCGGUCGUAGGACGGGCGUCGGUCGUUGUGACUCUGGGGGGAACUCCUCCGUCUUUUCUGCGCAUGUGGACGAUAAGACCAUUGCUGUGUCUCAAUGUUCUGAAGCAUUAUGGACGGGUGAGGCGCAUGAAGGUUGUAGGUUGGGGCUCCUGGCACUGAUUCGCCGGUCUCAGUACGAUGGGUUAGCUAGUGACGGACCACACCAUUGCAUGAUGUGAAGGUGCGAUCACAAUGCAGAACAAGUUGAGAUUAAGUUCAUGUCGCUGAUGGAAGAAACAGUGGUAGAAAUAUUUUGAGUACAUGUGUGUGCGUGUGUCCUCACAGGUGAUAUUAGUCGUAUCAGUAGCGGCUAUGUUGUGAUGCCAGAGACACGCUGGUGGGGGUGUCAUUGCACUGGGUCCGCAGAUAUCCGACGAGGCCAAUGCGUGCCCGAAAUGUCCUCUGAUAGUGGGUAACAUGAUGAUAGCGGUUGGGCGCUUGCCUCCCUUGUCCGCAGGCAUUGAAUCUUGUCUGUUAAUCUCUCUCUCUCUCUUUCUCAUUCACUCUCUUUGCUUUGACAGCGGCUAUUCGAAUAGCCUCGAAGAUGACCGCUACCGUUUUUACGACAAUGCAUUACGAUCUUCAAAUAGGGUCCUCCCAGGUCCCUAUGCUGACCUAUCGGUGUUUGAAGUAAAUUUUCAAGGCGUACUAGUGGCGACACUUCGAUUUGCCUUUUCUGCGGCCACCCACAGCUCUGUUGCUGCAGAAUAACCGUUCGGCAAAUGCUUGUCAUUUAUCCCCACGAGGUGAUCGGAGCCUCACAACUGUGUCCGCCUCAACAUGGCAUGGAUGCUGAGGGCGUGGAUUCUUUGGGGGGUACCAUUGUCUGGAAUCCUUUCCUGUCACUUGACUUCAGGAUUCUUCGGAGGCAACUGAGGUGAAAAUGGAUGCUCUCGAAGAUGCCUUUAAGCGACUGAUGCUGAGCAGUUUUCUGUCAUUUUGGUGGUCAAUACCGAUCCCCGUCUGCUCCUCAUGAUAGGAAUCUCUCAGCAUAGCAGGUUACUUGUGUUCGAUUGCCACUAAACCACCCACACAGUUCUGACUCAUGCCUAUGUGAUUUUGUCUUUGAUUUCUGAAUUUGAGUUUUCCCCAAGUUCACUUUUGUAACAUGUGUUAACUAAAGUACAUGAUAUGUGUACUCCCUUUUGAUUUUCAGUUGUCCUUCUUCACUAGUCUCUAGUCACCUUCUGGUUGCCGUUUCUUUGAAGGUCCACUUCCGAGAAACCUCAUUCUGUUCACCUUAACGCAACCAUAUUUUGACUGUCAGUGUCCAUUAAAAUUUAGCGCGGCGGACUGCUUUUCCAAGAGUAACAUAACGAACCAAAAGGAACUCUGCUCCCGACAGUAAACAAGUUUAUAAUGAGUGCGUGCAAGAUGGACCGGAAAAUUGUAAACCUUCGAGAAAUGUCAUCAGACCAUUUGAAAGCAGCCGUUUUACAGACUUGCUGUACCCCAUAGGCAUUCGUCAGGAAAAGAAGAGGUGAAAGUUAAUGGCGCAGAUAAGCUCAACUCUGCCACAUUCGCUAUGGCGAACAGACUUCAGAGAAAAUGGUUGUGGACCUGUACUGCAGCUUGGAAGUGAUGAAUGCCUUAGGGAUCUGCAAUAACAGCAGCAAAAGGCGUCGAGAUUGCUACCUUAUGUCGUAUCUGACUUUCAAGCCCCCUGGUGUAGAUCGAGUUUCUGAAAGCUGUUAAAUCAGUUUCUUAUUGAGAUAUAAUUAGUUCGAAAUGGGAGUGACAAAGGCCCAAAUGUCACCGAAGGUGUAUCAAUGUCUCGGUCCUGUCAACUGCUGUUUAUUUUUCAGUAAUGUAACGCAAACCCAAAUGGUAAUGUCGCAUAUCACAAUUUAUGCUAGUCUCUCAGCACACUCCACCAAGUGCGAUUAGUCAUGCAACUAGACUCGAUAUAGUAAUACUAUCCGUAUGUCCGAAACAUAUGGAAGACUGCAACGAAUUCGAGAAAACGGGCUUUGCGAGGGACUUUACGCCAGAUUACAAAUUUGUAUAAGGAUUAAAGUCACCCACAUGACAUUUUUCAGUGUUAUAUUUUCUUCCGUUGAAGAUUAUCUUAAUUCAAACCCAGUAAAAUAUUGGAUAAGCCGGUUUGAGCAACAUGUCUUUUUCCAGCUAGACAUAAUCGGACCUAAACACUAAUAUACGAGUUGCUUUGGCAGCGGUAAGGUAGGACAGGGGAAAGUUUGGCAAAGUUGUGAGGGUAGGGGGACUGGCAUUUUGUUGAGUUACGGCACAGGGAGAAAAUAGGAUGGGGAAAUCGGAGGGCUGCGGUGCCGUUUGGACGACCUGGGCCAGUGGGGCGGAGUUAAAUAUUGGAGAAAAUUUUUAGCCACUGCAGCAACAAAAAUCAGGCAAACUUCUUUGUUCGCAUGGGACAGAGUCGCAUAUACAAUCUGCGUUGUCACGAGUAUGUGCCAACGCGUUAGCUUUAAUCGCUGUGCCGGUACCCUGCACGUCACUUGUCUAGCCUACUCUGACACUCCCAACAUAUGCUGCCUACGCUGUCCCCGUACAUUCACCUCUCACAUCGGCCUGGUCGGUCACUUGCGAAUCCAUCGCACGGAGGCCGGCGAAUAAGUGCCUGGAGCACCAACAUACACCAGACGCAUUCGCUUCAACUGCCCAAACUGUCCCCGAACAUUCAGCCACCGCAUGGGCCUGAUAGGCCGCCUGCGCAUCCAUGAAAACUGCGGGCUACAUCACAUCAUCACACCUUUCCCCAGCAAUACCUGCACCACACAACAGCAUCACCCACUACCGCACAGCGCAAACACUCAGUCGACGCUUCUCACUGAAGUGGGAAGUGUUCUUCUCGGCUCCUCCACCAUACGGCUCCUCUGCUGCAAGUGAGAUCCGAGUCUGCGAGUAUAACGGUGCGCCAAGCGCUGUGUCUUGGAAGGCGGCUGACUGACGCCUCAACUCAGUCCACGCAGUCUGCCUCGCUGUUUGUGUGUGUUUGUGUGGAUUGGCGAACCGGUGGGCUGAGUCAGGCUGCAAAGGUUCCUUCUCGAUGUCACGCAUGUUAGUCAGUCGAGGACUGAUUGCUUACCCAGCCUUUGAAGGAUGAUGACUCAGGCAAAUGCAGGGUUGCGGGACACCCUUCUGGGCCUCAAGGAUUGUAAGUGUCUGCUAUGCCAGGAUCUGCAAACCAUGGCUCUCGCACACUGGUAUGCGAUGGGAGUUCUCCGAUACCUGGUUCUCUGGCGAUAGAUGCGUCUGCGUCCCCGCUGGGCACACAGGUUGUGAGCAUGGCUGCCCAAUCAUCCUCUUUGUCUCUCUGACCGGUUGCAGUGCUGUUAUUGGUUAAAAUCCCGGUCAAGUGUUUGUUGUGGACCUGGGGCUAUGGUGGUACGCUUAGGCGCGGGUCCGGCUGUACCAAUCACCUGUGCCCUCCCUCACCCCGGGUCUUCUUGACUCUGUUUUGACACCGGGCCCAGAUGGGAAGGAGAGAGUGGGUAGAUGGAGCGCAAUUUUACAUUCACUAUGAACUGAAUCACGCGCAAGUCACCGCGCCUGCCUCACCUUGCUGUGGAACACACGGUAGACUUCUUUGGAAACGACGGUCGGACUACCGCCCCGCACAUUCUGCGGAAGCCUCUUUCCCAUUUGACGGGGUACCGGUGUCCAUUGACGAACCUGGACAGCCCUAGAGGUAGGGCAUAGAGGUUCUGACAGAUAAGUAGUUGUUCGACCCAUAUGGCUUAUUUAAAAAAGUAGGAGGCAUUCAAUCCUUAUAUUAUUUACUGGAAAACUGGGUCAUUUGAGAGGUCACUCCAAGUAAUCAAGCGGAAUAAGCUGCUCCAGACGACGCUUUGGUAUAUGGAUGGCGGAACCGCCUCUUUUCGAAGAUAUAUGCCUUCGAUUUUGUUGGUCUUUCAUAUGCGGCCAAAGAAAGAUAUAAAGGUGCCCCUUAUAUUGUAAUAGUCUUUAUCAGACAACUUUCUUUCUCCGCCUCUGCAUGGCAUAUGAACUGGACUCAGUUGGUUAUUGGACCCAUAAGUCUCCAUUCCUGCCCCAAGGGACAUGUUGUAGAAGUUAGCAUUUACAGCUAGUGAGUUAACUCAUGAAAUGUGUCGAAAUUUACGAAUGAUUGCCAAUCACUCGCAAACCAGCACCAUUUCAUGGGUCAAAUGUCUAUUUUAAUUGAGUACAAAUUUAAAAGAAUUAAAAGCAUAAAAGAAACAUUAAAGGCAGUGUUGCGUUGUUUAGAAAUUCUGAUUUAUUUUGAAAAGCGCAAUAUCCCGAAAACGUCCGAAAUGGCUCUAAUUUAGUAAACUUCGUUUUUAAAUGUAUACAAUGUAUUCUCAUACCAAAAACAUAGUUAAUGUGAGAGUAGACAUAAAAUAACGCCUGAUAACAAUGUUUUCGUGAAGUUUACAUCUAAAUAUCGUUCAAUAAUUAACGUGAUUUCAUAUACGGCAGUUUGACACCUGCCUACAUUCCGAGUGUAGAUUCUGCACAAGAAAAGGACAUUUUACUGAAGGAAGUGGAUAAGUGAACAAUAUUCUCAACGUUAAAGGCGUCCAAAAAUUCUCCCAUCAGAUUCCUUUAUCAGAUUUCAUGAGAUAGGUCACGCACUGUAUACAGGUCUUAACGUUUUCUUGCGUCACAAGCUAGAUCGAUCAGGCGACCCAGCACCUUUGCCUGCGUCUAACUGGAAAUGAGUGAAACACAUACCACAUCCAGCUCAACUUUGACACGUCUGGUCAACAUAGAUCAUUGUGUGUGCACUGAUCAAACCUUCCAAGCGUUGUAUAGGACUACGGACUGCCAAUCACUCAUUGCGGUAAUGCGCCUUUGGCAGUCUAUUUGGUGUAGCGACAGCAUGCGAACCGCUUUGUUAGUAGAAUGCUUGCGCGGCGUGCGACUCAUCCCUCGGCUUGGCAACACUGUGACGUCGAUCGACAUUUCGGUUUUCACCCAUUGGUAACGGCCGGGCAUGACUCAGAAGCAGCUCAACCUCGCUCCAACGACCAACAUUAGUGGCUGACUCUCGACCUAGUGGAAUUUUUGUUGACGCCGACCUUUGGGUUGCUUGUGCGCUCCCGGCUUGAGUAAAGACCAUCCUGUUAGUUCUGUCUCCCUGAUUUUUAAGCUGUGAAGCUGAUCUUUGUCGAUCUUACACCUCGACCCACAUUCAUGACAAGCAGUCGUCCGACUACAUUCCCGAUUACCUGCCCCCCUCGCUCACGGAUGAUGAUGAUGAUGAUGGUGGUGAUGAUGAUGAUGAUGAUGAUGAUGAUGAGGAGGAGGAGGAGGAUGAUGAUGAUGAUGAUGAUGAGGGUGAGGAGGAUGAUGAUGAUGAUGAUGAUGAUGAUGAUGAUGAUGAUGAUGAUGAUGAUGAUGAUGAUGAUGAUGAUGAUGAUGAUGAUGAUGAUGAUGAUGAUGAUGAUGAUGAUGAUGAUGAUGAUGAUGAUGAUGAUGAUGAUGAUUAA
Molecule: messenger RNA, 22971 nt
Organism: Spirometra erinaceieuropaei
Lineage: Eukaryota; Metazoa; Platyhelminthes; Cestoda; Diphyllobothriidea; Diphyllobothriidae
Source: the annotation of a GenBank genome assembly